GCCCUUGCAACUUCCCACCCAGUUAAACCUUGCGAGCGGAGGUAAAAAUUAAGGCUGGAAUGGAUAACGUCUUCCCUCGGGCGGGAAGGUGAAGCAUUCUCUCUCUCUCUCUCUCUCUCUCUCUCUCGCCAUGAGCAGUUCUCUCCUGUUUCAUCUGCAACCCACCGGCUACCAGACAUUGAAGAAGGAUGGCUUUGCUUCUGGAGCCAAACCAACUGAUCGAUUAUUGAGGGCAUCGGAGCAGAAGACGAAGCAGAAGAAGAAGAAGCAGGAAUGGACGAGGGCGGCUACCGGAGUUUAUAUGGAGGCCGAGACUGGGCUCCCUCCUUUCAUGCUCUUUGAGAAACCUCGUGUUGAGCAACCGAUGCCAGGAGGAUUGGAACCUGCUGAUCCUGAUUUUUACAAAAUUGGCUAUGUUCGUCAUGUUCGUGCUUAUGGAAUAGAAUUCAUGGAAGGGCCUGAUGGUUUCGGGGUUUAUUCUUCUAGAGAUGUGGAACCACUACGAAGAGCCCGGAUUAUUAUGGAAAUUCCACUGGAAUUGAUGCUAACCAUUAGUAAAAAACUCCCCUGGAUGUUUUUUCCUGAUAUUGUGCCGCUAGGUCAUCCCAUUUUUGAUAUUAUCAACUCGACCAAUGAAGAGGCAGACUGGGACCUGAGGUUGGCGUGUCUUCUGCUGUUUUCAUUUGAUUGUGAAGGGAACUUUUGGCAGCUGUAUGGUGAUUUUUUGCCUAGUGUAGAUGAAAGUACAAGUUUGCUUCUGGCAACAGAGGAGGAGCUUUCAGAGCUACAAGAUCAGAAGCUUGCUGUAGCUAUUCGUGAGAAACAACGCCAAGCUGUGGAAUUUUGGGAAAAGCAUUGGCAUCCUGGCGCUCCUUUGAAGAUAAAACGUCUUGCUCGUGAUCCUGAAAGGUUCCUUUGGGCAGUGGGCAUUGCUCAGUCCCGUUGCACUAAUUUACAACUUAGGAUUGGUGCAUUAAUCCAAGAUACAAAUAUGCUAGUUCCUUAUGCUGAUAUGCUAAAUCAUUCCUUUCGACCCAACUGUUUCCUGCAUUGGCGUUUCAAGGAUCGCAUGCUGGAGGUGUUGAUAAAUGCUGGUCAGAGAAUCCGAAAAGGGGAUGAGAUGACAAUCAAUUAUAUGGCAGGACAGAAUCAUAUGUUGAUGGAGAGAUAUGGAUUUUCAUUGCCAACAAAUCCUUGGGACGAGAUACCUUUCUCUGGACAUUCAAAGAUUCACUUGGAUUCAUUUUUAUCAGCUUUUAACAUAUCAGGCCUUCCAAGUGACUACUAUUACAACAGUAGGCUUUCUGAAGGAGAAGAUACGUUUGUUGAUGGUGCUAUCUUGGCAGCUGCACGUACUUUACCCACAUGGUCAGAUGGGGAUAUGCCUCCAAUUCCGAGUUUAGAAAGGAAAGCAGUAUUGGAGUUGCAGGAAGAAUGCCAACAGUUUUUAGCAGAGUUCCCUACAACAGCCGAACAUGAUCAGCAAAUCCUGGAUUCUAAUCCUCAGUGUAGCAGAACACUGGAAGCUGCAAUCAGAUACAGAAUGCACCGUAAGAUGUUCAUUCAGAAGAUUAACAGUGCCUUGGAACUUUACCUAGACAGGAUACUCUUCUGAUCAACUACUGAGCUUCUAUAAAAUUGGCGUAGUUUAUCACCUUGUAUUUAUGUACAAGCAACAAUUUUUUGUGUGUUGCUUGUGUAUGUGGGAGGCUGUGGAAAUUUUGAAAGCACUGCAUGCCUUAUGAUUCUAUUUGUGUUUUGAUUGUACCCUUCCCGUCCAAGAGGAGGCUAGAGUUCAGAACUUAGAAGCUGAUAACACGUCAAAAGCGCAUGUUAUGCUCACCGAUGUAAGUCGUCCGUGUAUGAUUUUUCUUGGAUAUUCUUUCUUUUUUCAUGGAUGUUUAAGGCAUACAGCAUUUUGACUGUCGGUGCUAAAUGAAAGUGCCAAAUACUAAUGACAUUAAAAAAAUCCUUUUCCA
This is a messenger RNA of Nymphaea colorata (pocket water lily), 1979 nucleotides long. Its product is annotated as protein PLASTID TRANSCRIPTIONALLY ACTIVE 14. Gene Ontology annotation, molecular function: protein binding; protein-lysine N-methyltransferase activity. Lineage: Eukaryota; Viridiplantae; Streptophyta; Magnoliopsida; Nymphaeales; Nymphaeaceae. Gene Ontology annotation, cellular component: chloroplast thylakoid; plastid-encoded plastid RNA polymerase complex. The record is from RefSeq and is a predicted model, not a curated record. Gene Ontology annotation, biological process: thylakoid membrane organization; plastid transcription; chloroplast organization. Bases 131 to 1615 code for a protein of 494 amino acids. The transcript has 13 exons.